Molecule: messenger RNA, 1860 nt
Organism: Stegastes partitus (bicolor damselfish)
Lineage: Eukaryota; Metazoa; Chordata; Actinopteri; Pomacentridae
Product: CD82 antigen-like
Exons: 9
Coding region: 125-892 (255 amino acids)
Cellular component (GO): plasma membrane
Source: RefSeq, a predicted model, not a curated record
UGCUGCCGCUUUGUCGUCGAACCAAGCAGGAGGUCCGUCAGUCAGAGCAGCCGCCGCACCGGAGCCGCACCGAGGACCCUCUUCUCCGCAGUCUGAGCGCAGAAACACAUAAAGAAGCUUCAUCAUGGGGAAAGGCUGCAUGACCGCCAGCAAGUACUUCCUGUUCCUCUUCAACCUCAUCUUCUUUCUGUUCGGCGCCGUCAUCAUGGGCUUUGGACUCUGGCUGCUGCUGGACAAUCAGAGCUUCAUCGUGGUUCUCAAUAACUCCACGGCGGUGAAGGUGGCCUGCUACAUCCUGAUCGGUGUCGGAGCCUUCUCCAUGCUGCUGGGCUUCCUGGGCUGCCUGGGAGCCAUCUACGAGAUCCGCUGCCUGCUGGGCCUGUACUUCACCUGCCUCCUGCUGAUCCUCAUCGCCCAGAUCGCAGCCGGAGCUCUGAUCUUCUUCAAGAAGAACACGUUAAAUGACGAGAUGUCCAAGAUCGUCACCAAGGUGUUGGACAACUACCCCGGAAACAACUCGACCACGGAGCAGGCCUGGGACUUCAUCCAGAGGACCAUGGAGUGCUGCGGCUGGUCCGGUCGGAUGGACUGGUCCGGCAACAUGGUGAUCGUCAACAGCUCCCAGCUGCUGUUCCCCUGCUCCUGCCAGAACAUCUCGCUGGUCACCGGAAACUUCUCCGACUCCGGAUUCUGCGAGGCUCAGACGCCCGACUGGCCCGUCUACGAUGUGGGAUGUGCUGCCAGCGUGGAGGGCUGGCUGCUCACCAACAUCGGCGUCGUCCUGGGGAUCUGCCUCGGAGUCGCCCUGAUCGAGCUGCUGGGGAUGAUUCUGUCCAUCUGCCUGUGCAGGAACAUCCACACGGAGGAUUACACCAAAGUGCCAAAGUACUGAAGCUGAAGCUGCACAAACACAGAAAACAGAGUUCAGAUGUUUUCCAGCCUGGUUUUGGUGAAACUGUGUCCAAAUGUAAAAUAAUGUGUUUGUUUUUUUCUUCACAUUUUGUUGAAUUUCUCUUCUGAGGCUUUUUCCAGUUUCCUUUGAGCACUUUAGAAACUCCUUAGUCUUAGAGCGAUGCUGAAACGCUCCGUACGAUCCCACAGAAGCUCUCAGGCCCAGAUUCAGCGUCGCUGGUUUCCUUCACGUCAAGUUUCCGCUGCAUGCUUUGAGUUUCCCGUUAAAAUCUGAAUCCUGUUUGUCUGUAAAGACGAGAAGCUACGUCUGGGAACUGGAAGGUCCGCCUGGUGGAUGUGUUUGCUUUUUCAUUUUUAUACACCAGUGUUUUGAGUUUUGUGAACUGUUUUUAGUACUUUGUAUAUAAUUUUAGUGAUUAUUUGUGUGAAUUUGAAUCCAAAAGAACCUUCCUACCAGCGUUUUCUGAGCCGCUGGUCUCUCCUCCAAUUCUGUUCAUGUUUUCUUUCACUGUCAGGAUUUUGUUCUUGAAAUAAUAGAAAUAAUAAUGAGGUACUAAAGAGAUGCUGUUUUUUGUUUUUUUUUAAAGUAUCGCUCCCAGUUUACAAGCAAACUUUAUUUUAGCUUUAAGCACAGAAGCCAGUUUAACCCGAAGAGUUUGAGUGAAUUGUUUCUUUAACCACUUUUGAAUCAAGUGAAACGGUAAAAAUGACGCCGCCGAUUAUUUUGAAGCGAGAAAAUGAAUAUUUUUUGGGGAGAAGCAUCUCGGAGAAACAGAUUUCUGUACAAUUUGAGCCGAGAUGUGGUUUUUAUAGCGUCGUGUCUCUUUGUAUGUACAGCCUGAAACAUUCCAUUAACCUCAUAAUAAAUAGGUGGACGUCGGCGUCGUAGCUCGUUUGUACUCACAACAUUCAUUCUGUUUCAUUUUGCCAAUAAACUGAUCAAAGUCG